Schistocerca americana (American grasshopper) is the source of this 2349-nucleotide messenger RNA. Its product is annotated as serine/threonine-protein phosphatase 6 regulatory ankyrin repeat subunit C-like. The transcript has 3 exons. NCBI's taxonomy places the organism in Eukaryota, Metazoa, Arthropoda, Insecta, Orthoptera, Acrididae. The record is from RefSeq and is a predicted model, not a curated record. Bases 1 to 2349 code for a protein of 782 amino acids. Gene Ontology annotation, molecular function: protein binding.
AUGCCGGAUAUACAGAAUUUACCUGUAGUCUUAACACCUUUGCAGUCUAAGAAGGGAUUUGAUAAUGGGAACACACCAAACGAUGGAGACAGCGAUCCCAAUGAAGGCUUCUCCUACGAACACAUGGCCAUUUCUCUUGUCUUCCUCCGCUGCCUCAGCAAGGAGCUGCCCAGCUUUGAACUUCGUUCCGAGUACGACGCUGCAGGCAAAUUCGACGACGUCGUCGUUGAGUGGAAAUGUGCCAGAAAUGAUGGAACUGUUGGCAGGUACACGUUACUCGUGCAGUUGAAACACAAGAUGUCGCCGGAUUUUCAAGAGCUCAAAGAAGCCCAUUUCUUUUCACCUACUUACGCAGAAAAGGGCUUCAACAUUGAGAAGUACUAUGAAUCUUUUAAAGAGAUUAAGGGGAGUCUGAACGGCAGCCAAUAUGCGCUAGUGCUCUCAACUAACGCCUCCCUGCAUGAAAACGCGAGGUGUUUUUUUAGGGAGCCAGAGGCGAGCUCAGUCGUGGGGGAGGCAGACCUGUUAGAGACGGGCGGUGAGGCGAGUUCAGUCGUGGAGGCAGAGCUGCUACAGACGGGCGGUGUGGUGUACCAACUGAACCCAGACAACGAGAGGGUGCUGAAUAUGCUCUGGAAUAUCUACAGUGUCCCAGAAAGAAGAAGUGCGUAUGUGGACGAUGAGGCCUCUGAGGAUUCCAAAGAUCACAAGAGCAAGCCUUGGAGAAGAAGGACAGAGCUGCACAGUGCAAUACAGAAUGGAGACGAAGAGAAAGCCAGGAAGCUCAUUCGUGCUGGUAUAAAUCUCGAAGUCCAGGACGAAAAUGGAGAGAGUGCUCUGCAUUACGGAGCGAAAGCUGGAGCCUCGAACACGGUGAAGCUACUCAUUGAGGCUGGCGUAUCUCUGGAGGCCCGAGAUGACGGUGGACGGACAGCUCUGCACUGUGCCGCGCGCCAGGGCAGCGGGGUAUGUGCUCGGCUGCUGGUAAGUGGUGGUGCAGAGCUGGACGUUCGGGACCACACCGGCGCGACACCACUGCACACUGCGGCGGAAGCAGAUGCUGACGAAGUCGCCAGAGUGCUCACUCAAGCUGGUGCAGACCUCAAGGCGCGCGACAACGAUGGAAUGUCACCGCUGCACUACGCUGCGCUCCAGGGAAGCGUCAAAUGCGCUCGGUUGCUCGUUCGCAAAGGUGCGAGCGUACACAGGCAGGACAGGUUCGGUGCAACUCCUCUUCACUACGCAGGGGGAGGAAAGGUCGCGGAUGUGGUCAACAUACUGCUCGAGGCCGGGGCGCGACUGCAUCUUCGCGACGAAGACGGAAUGACGGCCUUGCACUAUGCUGCGGAUAAGGGCAGCGCAAAAUGCGUUUGGUUGCUCGUUAGUAGCGGUGCAGCUUUGAACGAGCAAGACAACUUCGGUAAAACACCCCUCCAUUACGCGGUAAAAGCGAAUUCCGCAGGCGUCGCCAAGUUACUUAUCGAUGUUGGUGCGUCUCUGAAGGUACGCGACACACACGGUAAGACGGCGUUACACUAUGCGGCACAUAAUGGUGGGGCAGAGUGCGCUUCGGUGCUGGUCAGUGCAGGAGCAGAUGUGAACGUGCGCGACAUAGCUGGCGCCACCCCUCUGCACUAUGCGGCGGAGGAAAACGCCACGGCCGUCAUCGAGCUACUGGUUCAGUCCGGCGCACGUGCGCACAGCCGCAAUGAGCACGGGGUAACAGCUUUGCACUAUGCUGCGUCUCGGGGCAGCGCAAAAGAUGCCCGGCUGCUUAUCAGAGAUAUCGUACACGUGAAUGCGCCAGACAAGGAUGGCGCAACACCUUUGCACUAUGCUGCACGUGCCGGUAAUACCGACUGCGCUUCACUCCUCGUCCGCGCCGGCGCAGACAUUCGCAUCCAGGACGCAGGCGGCCUGACAGCCCUUCACUAUGCAGCGCGUGCACCUAACCCACAAUGCAUUUUGUUCCUCAUACGCGCUGGAUCGAGUGUGGAUGUACGAGACAAGAAGGGCGCAACGGCACUCCACUAUGCAGCCAUGUCAGACAAGGCGAUUUCUCUCAGCAAGGAUGGGCCAAUUGACGGUGCGGCGGAAUGUAUCAAGUUGUUGCUGGCAUCGCGCGCAUACUCGGGCACCAGAGACGAGCAAGGGAAAACCGCGCUGCACUACGCCGUGUCUGCCAGGAAUUUGGCUUGCGUGGCGCUUCUCAUAGAUGCUGGCUGUGAUGUGCUGGCCACAGACAAAAGUGGCGAUGCACCGCUGCACUGUGCUGUACGAGCAGACAACUCAAUAUGCUUCACUCUGCUGCUACGUUCUCUUGCCACAAAUUCGACAUCUUGGAGAUAG